Aspergillus puulaauensis is the source of this 597-nucleotide messenger RNA. RefSeq lists its product as uncharacterized. Lineage: Eukaryota; Fungi; Ascomycota; Eurotiomycetes; Eurotiales; Aspergillaceae. The transcript is spliced from 4 exons. Bases 1 to 597 code for a protein of 198 amino acids. The record is from RefSeq and is a predicted model, not a curated record.
AUGACCACUUGCCUAUUAACAUCCGCUUUUUUUUAUCUACUCAUCACUAACGGACGUGAUCAGGUGAACAAUAAGUACUAUACCUUAAAGCAGUUGGCUACCAACAAGAACCGGCUCGCUCAAUCCAAAAAGUGCGCGCCUUUGCUUCUGAUUGGAAAUCUGUUUUUGACUCGUUCGCAUAAAGUCAAUGACCGUGAUCAUUCCGCACCGCAGAAUGGGAUUACGGCUCCCAACGAAACGCUUCCCCGUUACUUCGCAAAAUCAGGCCCUGUCGACGCCGAUCCCCGAAAGACCAAAAAGGAUGGCGGAGGCAAGGGAAACUGGGGGCGUUCAGGUGAGGAGGUUCAAGAUUACGAAUACAGCUUCAUGAACACCCGCCGCCACUCGAAUAGCAGUGUUCAAGGAAUAUCGGGUUUCAAAACCAAAUUUGAAACCAUCGAACCUGAACCAGUCUUUGAAGAGGAUCUGCAUGGGCCAUUGAAUGAGAAUAUCAUCGAUGGGGCUCCUGUAGUGAAGGCUGACAGUGUUAGUAGCGGCACCAGCGGUGGUGGCGAGAUCGAGCAGGCAGCCGAUCAGAAAAACUCCGCAGUGAAUUGA